AUGUCGUCCCCGCCAGAAAAGAAGGGCGAGAAGCCAAACAGAUCGGGUAGCAAACCGAAGCAGCCAUGCGGCAGUACCGGUCACGGUGGCAGUGGCUGGGCACCACCUCGUCGUCAAACCAACAUUCCGUUGUUAGCCUUCUAUGACCCAAGCAGCGUAGUAAGUCAUCACCAAUCAAACUGCGUCUGCAGCCGACCGUCGGUACGCGUGCGCAUGGUCACUGUAUUUCUCCGCCACAAGCGUAUCCCAGGCGCAAUCCAAUUUAGACCUAUCACGACUCUCGGCGAGGUCAUGGCGGCAAAACCGGGCGAUCCGGUCCCUGAGCCCACCGAAACGAUGAUACAGCCUACGGUUAAGGAGAUAGCAGACCGCUGUCGUGAGAUGAUUGAGCAGCAUGACGCUGCCAAGAAGAUUGAUGGGAAGACGGCGUUUGGACCGGAGGGGCCGCCGGUGAAGAAGGAUGAGGAUGGCGGGCAGAAGUGA
This is a messenger RNA of Baudoinia panamericana UAMH 10762, 483 nucleotides long. RefSeq lists its product as uncharacterized. The transcript has 2 exons. Lineage: Eukaryota; Fungi; Ascomycota; Dothideomycetes; Mycosphaerellales; Teratosphaeriaceae. The record is from RefSeq and is a predicted model, not a curated record. Bases 1 to 483 code for a protein of 160 amino acids.